Schizophyllum commune H4-8 is the source of this 2379-nucleotide messenger RNA. RefSeq lists its product as uncharacterized. Lineage: Eukaryota; Fungi; Basidiomycota; Agaricomycetes; Agaricales; Schizophyllaceae. Gene Ontology annotation, molecular function: protein binding; chromatin binding. Gene Ontology annotation, biological process: mitotic sister chromatid cohesion; synaptonemal complex assembly; replication-born double-strand break repair via sister chromatid exchange. Gene Ontology annotation, cellular component: cohesin complex; synaptonemal complex. The transcript has 17 exons. The coding region runs from base 94 to 2304 and encodes 736 amino acids. The record is from RefSeq and is a predicted model, not a curated record.
UCCCCCUUCUCUUUUUACCCCCAUGUUCCAUCGUAUUUACUGACUGCUUCUCACCUUGACCCUCCUCCUCGCUCUCUGUAUCCCUCUGCUGUCAUGUUUUUCACUCAGGAACUUCUUUCCAAGCGCGAUAGCGGCUUUGGUCUGCUAUGGCUCGCUGCUACUCUAGGCUCGAGAUCUGCUUUCAAGAAAUUACCCAAGCGCUCUGUUCUUAAUGCUGAUAUUGCUCAACUCUGUGACUUGAUUGCUGAACCUAUGGAACCCCUUGCUCUGCGUCUCUCAAGUAAUUUAAUGGUGGGCGUAGCCCGCGUCUACAAAGUGAAGCAAGAAAUGCUAUACACCGAUAUUACGAACUGCGUCACAUCGCUGAAGAAAGUCGUCGUCGAGCUGAGAUCCCUAAACGACGAUCAGCUGCAGAUGGCUCAGCCGACAGUCAGAGCUGGCGCCGUCACCUUGACCCUCGACCCCGCCAACACGUAUGCGGUAGACUUCGACACGCUCGUAGCCGAUUGGGACGAUUUCUUGAACAUUAAUCGCGGCAGCGAUGACCGCAUGGAACUGGACGAUGAUUACGAUCCGAAGGCGGGAAGGAAGGGGAGGGCCAAGGGAGGACCGGCUGUACUGGAAGACGAGGUCGUCCGCGGAGACAAGUACACCCUGCGAGAGCACCACGACCACCUACUGUCGGCCUCAUACGACUUGACAUUCAGCGGGGCGGACCCUUCCUCAUCCCAGGUCGACCACAGCUUCAUCCUCCAGGACGACAUUUUUGACGUACCGGAUGCCUUCGAUCUUGGCGGGCUGGGUGAUGAGCUCGCGCGCGAGCUGGGCGAAGGAUGGGGGGCUAGCCCUACUCGAGCGCGUGCGACUGAGCCUGGCGAGUUCGACGAUGAGUUCCGCAUGGAUGUGGACAUGUCGCAGCCCUUCAGCAUGCCAGAUCUUGUUGGCGAGUUCGGACCCAUCACAGUGCCGGAGACGCCGCGUAAAAAGCGGAGCGCUUCAGCUCGAGCCAAGGAAAAUCAGCCACCAUCGUCCGCACGCCGCAGUCGUCCGCCUUCCCGGGCGCUGACGCCGCGCGGCGUGAGCCCUGCGACCUCCUUCUCGCGUCAGUUUCUGUCGCAGGAGGAAGGAGCGGACCCUUUGCUAGAGACGACUCGCAAGAAUGACGAGCAGGUCAUUGGGCAGGCGCCGAAGAAGCUAAAGAGGGGCCGGCUUCUCCUUGAUGCGAGAACAGAAUUGUCCGACGAGGAACUGCGGAUGGCUCGUGAGCAGUACGUCGCGGGCCAAGCCAAGUUGAAGAAGGAGCAGGCCCAGAAGCAGGCGGAGAAGGCGAGCGAGAAGAUGAUUGAAGAACUCGUGUGGGGCGCUCCCAAUAUCGUGCAAGCCCCGGCUCUCGCAGACUUCUGGCAGGAGGCCUUCCGAGUACAGGUUGAAGCGAAGUCCGGGGAGAGUGAGGAUGCAGGCGGUCGUUCUAGGAAGCGGCGGCGUACAGGUCUAUCGCCCGUACACGAGGAGGACGAGGACCGUCGGUCUCCGGGCGCCUUCGCGGACAUGGAUGCUAUGCAAGGUGCAUACGAGGAAGACCAGCCAUUCUUCGGCAGGGGUGUCUCUGAACGGCAUUCGUCUGAGGACCCAGGCCAAGCGCGUCGGAUGUCGUCCAGGCCGGGCUCGCAGCUCGACUUCCUCGGGGCGCAAGCCGAGUUCAACAUCUCUUCGCAACGCAGCUCGCUCUUUCCAUGGGACCAUGCCGGCUUCAUGAGCUCUUCGGGAGCUCCUAUGCUCCCCGGAGAAGGCAGCGACAGGAUUAGCGUCGACCAGGUUUCCAUCCGACUUCCCGGCGGAAGGAACAGCUCUAUCGGGCCUCGCGAUGGCUCACUUGGCGGCAGCCUUCCUCCCAGCGUUGCCGGUGGACCUGGCGGCAGUGCAAUAGCUUUUAGUCCCGGCCCCGUCGGCGAGGAUUUUCGUUUUGAGGGUAAGAACUGCGACUUUGUCGGGGAGGAUGUGACUGAUACGAAUCGUCCCACAGUCGACGCAGUGCAGAAAGAGGCCUUCGAGUCGCAGUUGACGGACGCCAACUUGAUAACGCUGGAGAGGAACUCCUUUAACUUCCUGGAAUACGCGAGGAUGCAAAGCUUGACGCUUGGAGGGGGGAAGAGCCUCACCUUCGAUACUGUGGUUCCGAAGGAUACGAGUACGAGGCACGUCGCUGCUGCUGGAUUUUAUCAUUGCUUGGUGCUGGGUACGAAGAACUUGCUGCGCAUAGAUCAACAAGAGGCGUACGGAUCGAUACGACUUGAAGUCAUUUAGCUUGUACUUGCUAUAGAUGUUAGGAAUGCGUCACUUGAAGACACUUGUAGGCAUAGAAGCCAUAUUAUAGAAACC